UAUUUUUAAGGUUAGGUAUUAGUUUGUUUACUUAUGUGUGAAUUUGAAUUUGUGUUUUGAAGAGUUUAUUAGAAUAAAAUGUAUAACGAAGAUGAUAAUUCGUUACGAAAUGAAGAUAACUUUAAGGAGAAAUUCAAAUAUUAUAAGGCUAAUAAACCAAAACCCUCUUUAGUUGAGAUUUUAUCAGUAGAGGUUGGUAGUGUUGAUAAGGUUAUUAAUAUUACUCCAAAUAUAGUAAAAGAAGACCCAAGAACGGACUUAUUAGGAUUACAAAAACAGGCGAAAUGGAGAACAUUCACAUUACAUGAUCAUCCUGGACUUAUCAUUAUUAGAAACCCAUUCACCACUGCUGGACAAAGGUAUUGGAUCAGGAAAUGCCUAGAAGUGUACCCAAGGAAACCUCAUAAGAGGAACAUUGAUAUAGAAACAGACAUAGAAGAUUGGUGGGCGGAAUGUUUUGAAAAUGAUACAUGUAACAGACUUCUCCAGAAGAAACUUCGUUGGACGACUUUGGGAUAUCACCAUAACUGGGACACAAAAGUCUACAGUGAAGAAAAUAAGGCAGAGUUUCCAGCAGACCUAGCAGAGUUGUCUGACAUUGUGGCACAAUAUCUUGGAUAUACCAGCUUCAAGGCCGAAGCAGCCAUUGUCAACUACUACCACAUGGACUCGACUCUGUCAGCUCAUACUGACCAUUCCGAGGUCAAUUUGGAGGCACCCCUGCUGUCUUUUAGUUUUGGCCAAUCAGCCAUUUUCUUAAUUGGAGGUAAGGAAAAGUCUAAAGAUCCUUCUGCAAUUUUACUUCAGAGUGGAGAUAUUGCAAUUAUGUCCAAAGAAGCUCGCCUAUGCUACCAUGCGGUUCCGAAAAUCUUACCAUCUUCAAAUGCUCCUUGGGAUGACCAAGAAUUAGCUAGCACUAUAAUCUGUGAUAACAACAACUUAAAAUAUAUGAAACAUCAAGAUGAAAUAGUGUCUUUAAUGAACAAGAACAUGGAUAAUUCUGAAUGGAGUAGGUUUAAAGAAUACAUAGAACAAUCCAGAAUAAACAUGAAUGUACGACAGGUAUUAAAAGAGAAACAAAAAAGCUUAUGUGAUAGAUUAGUUUAAUGACACUUAAAAUGUUGGAUAUCAAAAACUUAUUGCGUAUAUUGGUAUGCUGUAAAAUAUAAUUUAAAUAUAACAUUUUGUUACUGAGAUAAUAAAAGUUCCUUGAUUACA
Messenger RNA from Pectinophora gossypiella (pink bollworm), 1218 nucleotides. RefSeq names its product nucleic acid dioxygenase ALKBH1 (gene AlkB). Gene Ontology annotation, molecular function: oxidative RNA demethylase activity; broad specificity oxidative DNA demethylase activity; ferrous iron binding. NCBI's taxonomy places the organism in Eukaryota, Metazoa, Arthropoda, Insecta, Lepidoptera, Gelechiidae. Gene Ontology annotation, biological process: oxidative RNA demethylation. The transcript is spliced from 4 exons. Bases 79 to 1107 code for a protein of 342 amino acids. The record is from RefSeq and is a predicted model, not a curated record. Gene Ontology annotation, cellular component: nucleus; cytoplasm.